GUCUUGCUUUCUUCUUCUCUUCCCUCGGCUGGUCCUUUGCCUCUUCUACUCGCACACUCACUCCUUCGUGUGUAUCCGUCCCCUUCGCCUGUUCUCUCUGACUCUUUGUAUCUCCCUCAUCCCAUCAUCGUUGUCCCCCUUUUAUUUGCCUCUGAAAUAUGUUCAACAGGACCGCCGAGUAUCUCGCACAUGGCGCCCGCACCUUUGGCCCUCUUGCCAAACUCCAUCCUGAGCAGCGCCAGCGGCUCGAGAAAUCGAGCAAGAAGGUUGGCAAGGUCCUUGGAGAAAUGCCUUUGAUCGAUAUUAUUCCUGCAUCUCCCCGCGUUGUGGAUGGUAUCGUGAGCGAGGUCAAGCAGAGCAAGAAGAAUGGAAAGUCGAAGAAGAAAGCCCCUCCUGCGCCCAUUCUGCGCUACAAGCUCGCGCCCUUCCGUCGUAAAUCUACUCGUCGUGUGUCAGGCGCUGCCGUAUGCGUAUCGACUCGCAGCAGGGCACGCAAGCCUGUCCCGAACCUUGACCUGGAGGAGCACGGAUGGCGAAUUGAGGCCGAUUCUCUUUCUCCUUCCCGCAUGAGCCAGGCGAGGACACCGCAAGGUGCUAUCUUCCUGAGCCCUCUCUCCCCCCUGUCCCCCUUCUCCCCCAUCGAGACGUCUGACAUGCGCCAGCAGCGUUACUAUGGCCUGCGUCAGCUCGCUCGCGUCUCCCGCGCAUUCCGUGACACCAUCGUCGAGGAGCUCCCGUCUAUGGCUCAGGUCACUGAGCAGGUGGACAAUGUCAACUCGUAUCUCGACCUCUAUCGUAUAGCAAGCGCGAGACGUCGCGAUCCUGAAGCAGACGUUGCUAGCAUGAACCUCGACACGGCGUACACUGCAUACACGGAUGUCACGGACGUCAACGAGGCGUACACAGCAUGCACCAUGCAUACCCCAGUGUCUACUCGCCACGCCCGCCGUCGCUCCUCAUCUCUCUCUCGCAUCCAGCACCGGAGCAUGUCCUCUAACGCAUCCGCCAGCCCAAUCGCGCGCACGAGUUUCAUUGUCCCGCACUCCGCGUCUGUCUGCUCGUUUCAGGACCAGCCCGCGCGCUACACCCUCGUCAUCAACGUCCCUUCCCCUCGCACCCCAGCCUUGCUGAUCCCUUUCACCGCAAGUACGGCUCAUUCCACACGCAUGUCCAUGUCCCAGUCGUACACUGUCGUUCUCAGCGUCCCCCGGGACCUCAAACGCGACACCCUUCCUGAGACGCCCGCAGAUGAGGACUCUCCGCUGCAGAAGCAGCAGAAGGAGGCGCGUGCCCGCGCCGCGAUCCUCACCGCCAUGAUGCAGAGCCAGCCUACGACCCUCGCGCUCGAAGACGCAGCAGUGCCUUUUGCGCCCCGCACCCCAGGCCCGCGCGCACCAUACUGGGUGCGCCAGUCAUACCACGUCUCGGCGCACGGGUACGUCCGGCGGACGCACAGCUACAGCCGCCGAUCGGGUAUGCGCGUGCCCCCGACUCCGAAGACGGUCAGACGGGAAAGGAGGCAGGGGUGGGGUGGGGAGUGGAAGGCCGGGAAGCUCGCUGCUGCUGUGGAGGGGUUGAAGGAGAUCAAGACUCCUGCACCGCCUGUCCCCGAGAAGGACUUGGGGCCGGUUGUCGUCAUUCGGUGAGAAGUCGUAGCUGGGGCAUAUUGUGCUGCAAAAGGAUGGGAGGCGCUAUCGUCCUCGAUGUGCUGUAUCUGGCCCCUCUUGAAUAUACCAUAUGACGUGCAGUACCGGAUCCUCGUUGUGAUCGUUGUGCGACGGGGGGCCAAGAUUGAGUUUGUUCUAGCCUAUAUUUGCCACGAUACUGGGCAAAGAUGUCAUCGCAAAUCGCGUUCGGCUGGAUCCAAGCAUGAAAACAAAUCACCGAGAAGAGCCUGAGCAAAUCAAGGAAGCAGUGUUGAACGUAACAUAUUCAGUCAAUCAUGAGCGCUAGAGGCGACGCCUGAUGUGGUAUCGGACUCGCAUUCGUCUGCAACGCCGGUGUCAUGUAAUGCGAAGGAGCUGUAUAGCAGGGACGGUGGUCUAUGUAGCGCGUACGGGGAUCGACCGACGUCGGCGCUACUCAGGUACAUACCGUCUGGGCACAGGCGUUUCAAGCCCCGCAAACCACCUCGUAUACUUACUGCAACUACUCAAUCUAUGCAGUAUCCUACGUUAUACUCAAUGCUCCCCCGUUAGAUUGUAUGGGGCGCCCUGACGCCGUAGUGUCUCGUCUUGACCGUCGACUGUCAAACGUCCGACAAGAGCCGGCACGAACCUUCGGUCCUUGGAUAGUAUCUGCAAUCAACGAAAAUCUCCCCGGUCUGCAUGCGGUGCCACCUGGAUCGGCAGUCAAACGUUACAGCGCACAUACCUGCCGUGGGCCAUGUAUAAAAGCACCUCCAGGAUACG
Messenger RNA from Dichomitus squalens LYAD-421 SS1, 2411 nucleotides. RefSeq lists its product as uncharacterized. Lineage: Eukaryota; Fungi; Basidiomycota; Agaricomycetes; Polyporales; Polyporaceae. The transcript has 5 exons. The record is from RefSeq and is a predicted model, not a curated record. Bases 159 to 1646 code for a protein of 495 amino acids.